CCGGAAGUUCUUGGGCUGGGAGUUAGGCACCAGCGGAGAUGGCGGGUGCCGCAGCGAGCCUUGAGAAUUGGGGCUAAAGUUGGCCUGCGUGAGAUUCGCGUCCACUUGUGCCAGCGCUCGUCCGGCAGUCAGGGCGUCAGGGAAUUCAUCGAGAAACACUAUGUGGAGCUGAAGAAGGCGAACCCUGACCUGCCAAUCCUAAUCCGCGAGUGUUCCGAUGUGCAGCCCAAACUCUGGGCCCGCUACGCAUUUGGCCAAGAGAAGAAUGUCUCCUUGAACAACUUGAGUGCUGAUCAGGUAACCAAAGCCGUGGAGAAUGUGCUAAGUGGCAAAGCCUGAAGCCUCCACUGAUUGUUAAGAGCAACAACAGCCCCACAACUUGGGCUUUGUUGGACUGAGUAAAAUGUGAAAAAAUGUGUUCUGUUCUUGUGCCGAAGAAUGCUAUCUCUGGAUGUUCUUAUACUCAUUUUACCCUUCAACCCUUAACCUGCAACCACUGAGGCAAAACAGUUUAAUAUAAAAAUAAAACUUUAUUCUGUCCCAUCAACAA
Molecule: messenger RNA, 550 nt
Organism: Canis lupus familiaris (dog)
Lineage: Eukaryota; Metazoa; Chordata; Mammalia; Carnivora; Canidae
Gene: NDUFA2
Product: NADH:ubiquinone oxidoreductase subunit A2
Exons: 3
Source: RefSeq, a predicted model, not a curated record